CUUGUACUGUACGGAAAAUAUUUGGAUGGGGAGCGCUGUGGGUUCCUAUACAUACAGCUCAAUCGCCAUCAAUGAUCAGACUGCUGCCAGCUCCUCUUGUCGUUUUCUUUUGUAGGUUUUACUCUCCUCUCCUCUCCUCUCCUCUCCUAUCUCUUCAACUUCAAAUUGGUUUCCAAAUUUUUUGCCUUUCGGGUGCUUAGUGUGCUAUUCUAAUCGUACCCCCAACCACCCCCACCACGUGAACACCGAAAUGGACCCAUUCAUACACUAGCCAAGCAAUUCGUCAAUGGUCACUGCCUAUGGCGUUGAGGAUGAUAGCAGCAGCAGCAUCAGCAGCUGCUUACCCUGUAAUUCCUCCCACUUCCAAUUUCAGUCGCCUCCUUUCAAAACCGCUCUUCUUCCAAGCACCCAAAACGACGCCGAGGAGUAGAAUUCGCCGGGAAUUGAAGGCUACGGUGAUGUUUUCAGAUAACGUGGUUGUUAGCGACCUAAUCGCCACCGGUUUGUCCGGCUGCGUUGCUCUGUCCUUGCUGAAAAUAUGGGAACAGACGGCUGACAGGCGCAUUUUUGACCAGAAACUAAAUAGGAAGCUUGUACAUGUUACCGUUGGACUAGCAUUCAUGCUUUGCUGGCCUAUGUUCAGUUCUGGUCGUCAGGGAGCAAUUUUUGCAGCUCUCAUCCCCAGUGCCAAUAUAAUCAGAAUGCUUCUUAUGGGGCUUGGGAUAUUGAAGGAUGAUGCAACCGUCAAAUCCAUGACCAGAUUUGGUGACCAUAGGGAACUGCUUCAGGGGCCAUUAUACUAUGCUUCAACAAUUACUUUGGCCUGUGCUGUCUGCUGGCGAACGUCUCCUAUAGCGGUUGCAGCAGUUUGUAACCUCUGUGCUGGUGAUGGCAUGGCUGAUAUUGUAGGGAGACAUUUUGGAAGACAGAAACUUCCUUACAACCAAAACAAAUCCAUCAUCGGGAGCAUCGCAAUGGCGAGCGCAGGUUUCCUUGCAUCCAUCGGAUAUGGCCUCUACUUCUCCUGGUUGGGGUACAUGGAACUAAGCUUGAGAAUGGUUGUGGGGUUUCUGGUAGUGUCCGUCGCUGCUGCAUUAGUUGAAUCUCAUCCCUUAAGCACCAAGCUCGACGACAACCUGACGGUGCCUCUUGCAGCUGUGCUAGUGGGCAGUUUAGUUCUCUGACCAUUGCAAUGGAACGAACAAGCAUUCUAUUCUAUGCAGUAAGUAUACUGCAUGCAUUCUAUUCGAUUCUAUGUAGACUUGGAUAUCAGUACCAUUUACCGACGAUUAUCUAUGAUAAAAGUAUGGGGAAUGGUGUUAAAGAGUAUAGUUGGAAUGUCUCAAAAGACACAAGAAAUGAAUCCACCUAGCUGAGCUGAGCUUCAUCUACAAAUGCUGCAACAUUGAGAACGUAAUAAAGAUGAUGAUGCAAUUCAUUCAA
This is a messenger RNA of Andrographis paniculata, 1443 nucleotides long. Its product is annotated as probable phytol kinase 3, chloroplastic. Lineage: Eukaryota; Viridiplantae; Streptophyta; Magnoliopsida; Lamiales; Acanthaceae. The coding region runs from base 300 to 1184 and encodes 294 amino acids. The transcript has 6 exons. Gene Ontology annotation, molecular function: kinase activity. The record is from RefSeq and is a predicted model, not a curated record.